This is a messenger RNA of Rhodofomes roseus, 2604 nucleotides long. RefSeq lists its product as uncharacterized. NCBI's taxonomy places the organism in Eukaryota, Fungi, Basidiomycota, Agaricomycetes, Polyporales, Fomitopsidaceae. The transcript is spliced from 8 exons. Bases 183 to 2105 code for a protein of 640 amino acids. Gene Ontology annotation, molecular function: zinc ion binding; DNA binding; DNA-binding transcription factor activity, RNA polymerase II-specific. Gene Ontology annotation, biological process: regulation of DNA-templated transcription; DNA-templated transcription. The record is from RefSeq and is a predicted model, not a curated record.
ACUAGGAGAGGCGCCGGUGUGUGACGGGUGUGACGGUGACAGACCCAAAGGGGCGCGACGUCAGUCUGGGCACUAUUAUUAGAGGGAAGGGCGCGAGUCGAGAGUCUGCGUCUGCCUUUGCGUACGUGCGUACCAGCCCUCCCGGUCCCAUAGCCUGCUCGACGUUCGCCACGACGUUGUCCAUGGCCCACGACCAUGUGCCCAGCGAGUCGCUAGGCGAGGGCCUCAGCCGCUACCAGUGCCCCGACUGCAGCUCGACCUUCAGUAGGCGGCAGAACCUCCAGCGGCACCGCAGAACUCAUGUCGGACUGACCCCUCACGAAUGUCCAAGCUGCCGCGAGCAGUUCACACGGACCGAUCUCCUGCAACGGCACAUCCACCAACACCAUCGCGGUCUCGUGCUGGCACCACCGCCUCCCCGGGCAUGCAAGGCAUGCGCUUCCUCUAAGAUGCGGUGUGACCGGGAGUCCCCGUGCUCUCGGUGCCGCGCGAAGGGGCUCCGGUGCGAACCUCAAUCGAAUACAUCGAUACGGACUUCCAGCAACGGUAGCAUGUCGCCUCCACCUGAGGUACAACCACGAACCCUUCCGGACGCGCAUACAACACUGCAGACACACCAUAUGAACCUCAACUCGAUGCGCAUAGACCAGCUCAUGUCCGUUGAUCUUCCGGACCUCAGUCUCUUUACAGUAAACCCGCCACCGCUCGCUGACUUCCCAGUCAACUUGAGUGACUUGCUUGGUUAUGAUCCUCUCCUCGGUUUCAACACGGCCUUCGUGGAGGGCCCGGUGAAUCUCUGGCCGGCUGCACCUAUGGGUGCUCCCUUGUCAUCGAUGGAACCUGCCACUCACCACUCACCUAUGUCAGAUCUAAGCUCGAAUGGCGGGUCCAUCCUGGAUAUAAUGAGUCCUCCAGGAGGGAUCUGCCCCACCCUGGAGAUGCUCUCGUCGACGUACUGGCCUAGCAGCGAUUCAGAACAGCACACUUCAUCAGCACCUAGCUCAAUUCGUUCUAGCCCUGUACUGCGCAAUCUUCAAUUACCGACAGUCUCGACAUGCAGGAACGACCCUGCGAGCUUCUUCACGCCCACAAUGCGCGCUCGUUAUCCAGCGCUCUACGCUGCUCACUUCGAACGGCAUUGGCCGCUUCUUGGCACGCACAAUGUCGAUCUCAACAUGCUUCAUCCUGCCCUGAGUGUCGCAAUUUGCUGCGUGGGCGCCAUGUAUGACGGUGUGCCUGCCCAUUGUCGUCUCGCCACUGCCGUAAUGCUCGUCCAGCGGACAGCACUCAUCACUAAGCUCUCCACACACCGGCUAGACGAGGCAGAGGCGCUCGCGAUGCUACAGGCGCUCUUCCUGUACCAAGUAUUUGGAGCAUUCCAGCACGAGAAGAACUACCGCGAUCUCACGAACGUCUUCCACGGCUCCUUAGUGCAGCUCAUUCGGCGGUAUUGCAUCCUCGAGCCGUCCGUCUCGGCUCCGCCAGGCCAGGCAAUUGCGCGCGCCCGCCUCGCCCACGGCGUCUUCUUCCUCGACGCGCUGCAGCCGAUCCUCGCGGGGACACCCGCGCUGCUAAACAUCGACGAGCUGCGCGUCGGCGCGCCGGCCCCGCCCGCGCUCUUCCGGCGGCUCAUGGACGUGCGCGCGGGGCCCGUCGCGAUCCCUGACGCGCAGGCCGCGCUGGUCCUCAUCCUCGCGCUGCUCGGGCGCGUGCUCGAGCUCCUGCGCCUCCGCCAGAGCGCAGACGUGCUCUGCGCGGAGGGCGGCGCCGCGCCGGAUGCACUGGACGCCGCGCUCGUGCAGCGCGCAAGGGGGCUCGGGGCGGCGCUGCGCCGCUGGAAGGACGCGUGGGACGCGCUCGACCCAGCGCAUGGUGCGGGAUCGCCCGUGCCUACGUGCGAGAACGCGAUGCCGAUCUACAUGAUCGUGCUGACCCUGAUCGCCCAUGCAGGCGGGAGCUCUCCGUGGACCCUGCCGGGCCAGUAUAACCCGGAGGAGCGCGCGGGCGGGCCGUUCGCGCAGUUCUGCCGCUCGUUCAGGACGUUUUUGAACGAUGCGGAGUGGUCGGGUCUGACGUGGCUUUUUCCACCGUUCCCUGUGCAUUGAAAUGAGUCGGAUGGCACACGCGAAUGCGCUAUGGACCCUCAGUGGACUCUUUGAUACCGUGGAUAAGUACGUGGUGUGUAUGACCUAACUCAUUGCCGGUUGUUGUGUACCGAUAGUCGUCCUUUGUGCUCUGGAUUGGUAGUGGAUUUUCUGGCAUGCGUUCUGCGAAGCUUUCAGAUUGGGUUCUUAAUAUUGUCGUGUUCGUUUCACUCAUGAUGUUAGAAUGUACCAUAGUGAAUAGACGGUAUCUAUGUUACUCUCGCACAGUCUAUCUCAUCCCUUACUAGCUAUGUUGGUUCCUAGCACUACGAGUUGACGACAGUCAUAACUUCUCCGUGUACGCACUGACGAUGCUGCUUUGCACCAGGUACAUAAUUGGCACGUUGCACCUGAUCAAUAUUUUCAGUCACAUUUGUUUCUACAUAGGUCCUACAGCUACCCCCAAGCUACCCCCGUCUAUUCUACGAGCACGACCGCGUUCAUAACUGCAGCUCGCUCU